CCAUUUUGUGAAAGCCGGUCAGCCGACUAAAGCUUCGUCCCCGUGUAAAGGAAGAUUCAAAGAAAAACAGAAAUUGGGCGGACCCGUCGAUCGCUAGCCAGUUAUUAUCCGAAAGCAAAGUCAAUCUUAUCGUAUGUCCGCUAUCCAGAACCUCCAAACUUUCGACCCAUUUGCAGAUGCAACUAAGGGUAAUGACAGACUCCCAUCUGGGACUGACGACUACAUCCACAUAAGAAUCCAGCAGCGUAACGGCAGGAAGACUCUGACCACGGUCCAGGGCAUAGCCAUCGACUAUGAUAAGAAGAAGCUAGUCAAGGCCUUUAAGAAGAAAUUUGCCUGCAAUGGGACAGUGAUUGAGCACCCAGAGUAUGGGGAAGUGAUUCAGCUGCAAGGUGACCAGCGCAAGAAUAUCUGCACGUUUCUGAUUGAGAUUGGCCUGGCGAAAGAGGAGCAGCUCAAGGUCCACGGAUUCUAGAAGCUCUCAGCAGCCUCAUCUCCCCUGGUCCUGAUACACUACAUGGCCAAAAUUAUGUGGACACCCCUUCAAAUUAGUGGAUUCGGCUAUUUCGGCCACACCCAUUGCUGACCGGUGUAUAAAAUAGAGUACACGCCAUCCAAUCUCCAUAGACAAACAUUGGCAGUAGAAUGGUCCGUACUGAAGAGCUCAGUGACUUUCAACGCGGCACCGUCAUAGGAUGCCACCUUUCCAACAAGUCAGUUCGUCAAAUUUCUGCCUUGCUAGAGCUGCCCCGGUCAACUGUAAGUGCUGUUAUUGUGAAGUGGAAACGUCUAGGAGCAACAACGGCUCAGCCGAGAAGUGGUAGGCCGCACAAGCUCACAGAAGGGGAUCGGCAAGUGCUGAAGCAAGUAGCAUGUAAAGAUCGUCUGUCCUCGGUUGCAACACUUACUACUGAGUUCCAAACUGCCUCUGGAAGCAACGUCAGCACAAUAACUGUUCGUCGGGAGCUUCAUGAAAUGGGUUUCCAUGGCCGAGCAGCCGCACACACGCCUCAGAUCACCAUGCGCAAUGCGAAGCGUCGGCUGGAGUGGUGUAAAGCUCACCGCCAUUGGACACUGGAGCAGUGGAAACGCAUUCUCUGGAGUGAUGAAUCACGCUUCACCAUCUGGCAGUCCGAUGGGCGAAUCUGGGUUUGGCGGAUGCCAGGAGAACGCUACCUGCCCGAAUGCAUAGUGCCAACUGUAAAGUUUGGUGGGGAAGGAAUAAUGGUCUGGGGCUGUUUUUCAUGGUUUGGGCUAGGCCCCUUAGUUCCAGUAAAGGGAAAUCUUAACGCUGCAGCAUACAAUGAAAUUCUAGAUGAUUCUGUGCUUCCAACUUUGUGGCAACAGUUUGGGGAAGGCCCUUUCCUGUUUCAGCAUGAUAAUGCCCCCAUGCACAAAGCGAGGUCCGUACAGGACUGGUUUGUUGAGCUCGGUGUGGAAGAACUUGACUGGCCUGCACAGAGCCCUGACCUCAACCCCAUCGAACACCUUUGGGAUGAAUUGGAACGCCGACUGCGAGCCAGGCCUAAUCGACCAACAUCAGUGCCGGACCUCACUAAUGCUCUUGUGGCUGAAUGGAAGCAAGUCCCUGCAGCAAUGUUCCAACAUUUAGUGGAAAGCCUUCCCAGAAGAGUGGAGGCUGUUAUAGCAGCAAAGGGGGGACCAACUCCAUAUUAAUUCCCAUGAGAUUGACAAGCAGGUGUCCACAUACUUUUGGUCAUGUACACUGAACAAAAAUAUAACUGCAGCAAUUUCAAUGAUUUUACUGCAUUACAGUUCAUAAAAGAAAUCAGACAAUUUAAAUAAAUUCAUUAGGCCCUAAUCUAUUGAUUUAAUAUGAAUGGGCAGGGCUGCAGCAAUGGGUGGGUCUGGGAGGGCAUAGGCCUACCAUCUUGGGAGCCAAGCCCAAUCAAUCAGAAUUAGUUUUUCCUGACAAAAGGGCUUUAUUACAGACAACCUCCUCAGUAACCUUUCAUUUACAGGGAUGUAAACAAAUUUGUGCACAAUUUGAGAAAUGUUUUUUGUGCUUAUGGCAAAUGUUUAUGAUCUUCUAUUUCAGCUCGUAAAAUGUUGGUUCCACAUUUCAACUGUUGCAUUUAUAUUUUUGUUCAGUGCUGUGCCAAUAUCUCUGUUUAAAUGUUUUCCCCAUUAGAUUUUGUUUGUAUUGAAUUGAUGUCUGUGUGCAGUGGCUUCCUUUGUUCGCUUAUCUACUUUCCCUCCCUCCCACUACUGUUUGCUGAAAGAAUGGGAUAGAAUUCUACUUGGUGACAGGUCACAAAUGAACGAGAGUAAGUCGUCUGGUCAUAAGAUGAUGCUUAGAAGCAAAAUGAGACUGUCAACUGUGGAAGGUGUUCAGUGAUGGGUCCCCAUGUAGACCUACCUGGUUCUGAAGGUUAUCGAUCAUCCCCAAGUGGCAACUCAUGUCUUUACGGUCACCAAGGGAUCUUCUCUCCCAAUGUUCCUUGAUCUGUAGCUCAAGCUGCGUGUUGGUUCCCUCUAGUGAGUGCACCUGAGCCACACAGACAUCGAGCCUCACACAUUCAUACAACACAUCCUAGGUAGACUUCUCACUGUUUUAGCCACUAAGAGAGGAAUCGCAACUGAGUGUACUUGAAAGCACUGGGUGGCCGUUCUAUCGCAUCUGACCAGAAUAUCAUCUGAUUUUUACACCUAAUGAUAGGAGAAGGUGAAGAGUAGUUCUUUAGGCUAACAGUGAAAAAAAAAACCCUACAAUUGUGAUGCGAAAAGGUAUCUCAUUUAGAUUCUCCGUGUAGGACGCAAAGCGACCAUUAAGAUCUUCCAGGUUCUCCCUCUUGCUGAUGCACAGGGAGCCUGAUAAUUUUGUCAUGCUCCCUGGGACACUUGAUGCAUACCCCAUUGAGGUCCAAUAUCCUCCUGCACCACCACAAACACUGUUCCAGUGUCCCCCUCUGCAGUCGUGGGAGAGCUGCUUAGCGCCACUGGCGCGGAACAACUGCAUUGAUGCUGUCACGGCUGCUGUCAACGUCCCUCCAACCUGGGGUCUGAUGUGAUGCUAUAAAGGGCUUUUUUGAACUGUGCAAAAAUGUUACAUGUUUUUGUCUAUUGAAAGCAAGGGUAGGUGUGAAGAAACCCUGCCCACUACACAAAUCUACAACAACAGAAACAAUUGUGGGUAUGUCUAUGGUGGAAUUAUGUUUUCUUCUCUUUCAAAUGUAAAUUGGAUGGUUCUGAAGGCAGGAUCACAGUGAAAAAAAGGUCUAUAUGGAGACAGAAUACAUUGUAAAACUUUUUUUCUUUCUGGAAGUGGACCAAUAAAUACAUUUUUAAGUUGCCUACAGUGAAAAAUACAUUAACUGGUUAAGUGAAAUAUACAUAAUGACACAUCAAAAGUCACAUUUUAAGUGGUAAAUUGAAUAAAACAUUACACUCUUUAUUAUAAACUGGGUGGUUCGAGCCCUGAAUGCUGAUUGGCUGACAGCUGUGGUAUAGCAGACUGUAUACCAUGGGUAUGACAUCUUUUUUUACUGCUCUAAUAACGUUAGUAGCCAGUUUUUAAUAACAAUAAGGCACCUCGGGGGUUUGUAGUAUGUGGCCAAUAUACCACACCUUCUCGGGCCUUAUUGCGUAAUUAAGACACUGUCCUAAAGUGACCAGAAGAAUGCUUUGUUCCAAAAUGUUGACACAUUGCUUAAAGCUAAAUUGUUGUUGAAAGGUAAUCAUUUCCACCCAAAAUGACAGGUACUUUCUACAUGUUAUGUCUGACAAAAACUGUUCAAGCUAAAUUCUAGCUAUCGGCGGCAUAUAAUCUUGGAAUUUAAUGAAGUUCAAAAGAUCACCUUCAGCUUUUCUUCCAUAAUGAGAUAAAUUUACAUUGCCACAGAAAGAUUAAUGACUUGUUUAUUCUGUGGGGAAAUGUUAUCAGACCAGCUUGACAUUAUUUAUAAGUGAAGAUAUGAAAAGUGACAAUGACGAUAAAGGCCACUGGUGGCUCGGUGGAUGCCACCCUAUCUCGACACCAGUUUUUCCCAAGUGGUGCGUCAGGACCUAUUGGUGGGUUGAGGUCAGAUCCUUUUUUUUCGUGGGGGUCAAAAGACACUAACAAAUGUAGGACCCACUGCAUGGAUGAGCAGUGGCCAACUGCAAGAUCAUUGAGUGUCAAUGGGGGUGUUGUUUACAGCAAGAAUGCCACUCAUGAGCCUUUUUCUCCUUUGGUGGCACUACACCAAAUCUAUGUUGGUGACAAUGAUGUACAACAACCGUAAUCUCUUAAUGAUCCUUUUUUGUCACUGUCAUAAGAUGACCUUUAAGGGAGAGGUUAGCAGCAAGGCCUGAAUUCCUGUUAUUUUGAAAGGGCUAUGUAGUUUUCAGUUUUCCCCUCCCCACUCAGAUCACUUCCAGACAGUCCUAGCAAAACUGCUACCCAGAAGUGAUGUCAUAUUGAGAUACAAAUGAGAUGCAGCAUCUGUAUGCUUUUAGGUUCACCCAUCAUGUUCAACUUUAUUAAGAAUGUAGUCAAGUCAGGUGAUGGAUUUCAUAACAGAGAGGAGUUUGCAUUUUCUGUGCAUGUUAGUGUGUUUACCAAUUAAUUGUUCUACUGGCAUAAUCGGAUCAUAAUAAAGUACUGUAGAUACCUAACA
This is a messenger RNA of Oncorhynchus mykiss (rainbow trout), 4619 nucleotides long. RefSeq names its product eukaryotic translation initiation factor 1b. NCBI's taxonomy places the organism in Eukaryota, Metazoa, Chordata, Actinopteri, Salmoniformes, Salmonidae. Gene Ontology annotation, biological process: translational initiation. The record is from RefSeq and is a predicted model, not a curated record. Gene Ontology annotation, molecular function: translation initiation factor activity.